This is a messenger RNA of Brenthis ino (lesser marbled fritillary), 330 nucleotides long. NCBI's taxonomy places the organism in Eukaryota, Metazoa, Arthropoda, Insecta, Lepidoptera, Nymphalidae. The record is from the annotation of a GenBank genome assembly.
AUGAAGACCGUGCCUAUACUAUGUGUUAUUUUUGCCUCAUUUAUUUGCGUUAGUUACUGCAAGGACCUAAUUAUUGGAACCAGUUUUAACAACAGAUUAAUAUGGCAAGAAAAGGCUGAAUACAAUGCCAUCCCUCUUAAAAAGAGGGUCAAGGAGGUUUUCUUCUCUGAUCCUGGCCAGCAAAUUAUAAAGGGUAUCAUAGCAAGAGAUUUGGACCACACUGAAGCUAUAGCUUCAGUCACUGCCGGAGGAGUCGGCUUUUCCUAUGCCAAUAUUAGACUAAAGAGCGACAGGGGAUCUGGUCUUAACUACCAAAUCGAAAUGUAUGUU